CAGUCUACGUUUCGCUUCAAGCGUCAGUAUCACUACAGACCGUACACAAAAUUGGUUGUGUGUUUGACGUGUUUAAUUUUUCAAUAUUUUUUACGAUCGUUAAUACGUGAAUUUUCAUUUUUAUUUUCAAAAGGGUUAUUUGCCCCUAGAAUGUGUAAAGUUUUCGUAUUUUAAUUUUUGACGAAUUGAUUAUUAAUAUUUUAUUGAAACGUAUUUUACGAGAAUUUUUUCAUUUUUCACAAAAUUCGGUGAAUUUUUGAAAAUUAAUUUUGAGUUGAAGUGAUAUGUUAUCAACAACCACAAAAUGCAGCAAGUUACACAUUAUAUAAAAACCGAAGAAAACGAAUUGAGGACCUCGUUAGGUACCACGAUUAAAAGUGAAACAUUAUCGGACCGUGAUGCGGGAUUCUGCAGCGGCGAAGAAACCGAUCUAGAUACCGAUUUCCAUCAUUCGCCAACCGAUACCAGUAGAGAUAGCUCGGAUACGAAAGAUUCGACGUUAGAGUAUCGAUGCAGCAUUGGCAAGAAUAAACGUAAAUGCGCCGAACCUCGUAAAGUCGAAGACCAUUUACCACCUUUGAAGCAAAUCAAACUAGAAACCGAUCCGUACGCUGCUCCGGUAAAGGAAAUCAAAUUAGAACACGAUUCGUACGCUGCCCCUUGCGUCAUCAAGUACGAAAGAUCGCCAUCAAGUCCGGAGAACUCGACUAGUGAUUCGAAACCAUCGAUAAGUCCGUUCCGUCCUUGGAGUUGUUCGGAUUCCAGAACACAUACGCCUUCUUCGUACGAAUAUGCAACCGUACCGUCGAUUCCAUCCGGUUACGUACCGCCGACGUACGUACAAGAUGAACCACUAGCAUUGGUGGUUGAAAAGAAGCACGAGAUCGAUCAGCAAGUCGAACAGAAACCCACGUUUUACGAUGUACCGGAAUCAAAAGUCGACGUACAUGAUCUACGAGUGAAUCAGCUACGUCCUCAGGAAGUCGUACGGAUAUUCGAUGAGUCCAGAAUGAACGACGAUGAUAUUACCGAUAACCAAGAUAUAAAACCUAGAAAUCAAACCAAUCUAGCAGCAGUAUUCCAACACGUCGAAUCGAAUAGAUUUACCAGCUCAUCGUCGACCGUUAGUUCUGAAGAGAAACGCAAAUCUAGUCAAUCGAAUAGUUCCCAAAGGAAUUAUAAAAAUAUGACCCGCGAAAGAAGAAUAGAAGCCAAUGCACGCGAACGUACCAGAGUACACACCAUCAGCGCUGCAUUCGAAACUCUACGUAAGUGCGUUCCAGCUUAUGCAAAUAAUCAGAAACUUUCCAAGCUUUCGGUACUGCGAAUCGCCUGUUCCUAUAUUAUGACCUUAUCUCGUAUCGCCGGCUAUGACUACAGUAUCGAUCAAAGCGAGCCAUCUAUCGCCGAAUGUGUCGAUGCAGUUUGUAAUACUAUUCAAAUGGAGGGUAAAACUAGAAAGAAAAAAGAUGAAUGAAUUAGUAUAAUACGUAAUAUUCUGUAAUCGUGGUAAGCUAAAGCUGUGAUAUGUUGAUUCGAAAUACUUUUUUUUUCUUCUUGUAAUAUUGGAAAAAACACGAGGCGGAUCUAAUUUACUAAUUACAAUACAGCCAUCGGUAAUUUCAUCUUGAACGAUAGUAUUUUCGACUGAUUUAAUUUACCUACGUGUCGUCGAUCGUGCAUUAGUCAAAGGGAUCUGUGUACCCAUUCUUUUUUUUCUAUGUUACCAUAGUUUAGAAUAACGUUUUGUUUUUCCUGCGAUAUAUUUAAGUCUUAUUUCUCUUCUGCUCCGUAUUCGUUAAUUUUACACAUUAAAGUAUCUUCGUCAAGAUGAAAUUACCGUAGAAAUUAGGCUUCUUUUCUUACUUUUUGUAAAUUCAAUUCAACAACGUUGAACGUAGUCUUUUCCGGUGAUGAUUCCGGCGGGUACGACUUCUUUGACACGAACGCUGAGUCAGUCAAUAGUCAAUGGCUGAUGAUGAUUUGGAUCUGAAGUCUGCACUAAAGGUUUUCACGUUAUAAUUUGAACUCUAAAUAUUUAUUUUUAGUCAAAAAUGUCCAUAAAAUUGUAGAAAAACCGAACGAACACGCACAUAAAACCGAACUACCGACGACCGACGAACUAACACACUCACACAGACGUAAACACAAACAACUGUGCCAAAAAAACACCAAAAAGAACAAAGUCACAGAUAAAAAAUUGCAGAUCACCCAAUGGCCAAUGUUAAAAAACAAUGAUAAGAAAAAAAACAAAAACCAAAAACAAAAGUUUUUUAAAAAAUGAAAAUAAAAUAAAUUAGGUAUGAAGUAUGAUGAAUUUAUUCUUGAUGAAUUAUUUUAAAGAAAAAAAAGUAAAGUACUUAAUUACCUAUUCAAAAGUUUCAAAAUCAAAAUCAAAACAAAUUCAAACUGAAAUACCUAACCUAAACCUAAUUCAAUAGGUACCGCAUCCAAAUUCCAAUUCCAGGCAUUAGCAUUUAGCUAUAGUUUUUUAAAAAGUUUCUGAAAGUUGAAGCUUUUGGUUUAAUUAGAAUAAUUAUUGAAUAGACAUGUGCGCCGUUAGGAAAUUGCACGGCGGCGGCGUAAGGUCAAUUUUUACCAGCGCGGCGGCGUUUUAACGGCGUGCGCCGAAAUUCACGCCGGUUCUAAAUUAAUGGCGGCGCGGCGGCGUGAAAAUGGCGUACGAUAAUUCAGAUGCAAUAUUUAGCCUAACAAACCAAUAGUUUUCCCUGUAAAAUAGAGAAAAUUCGGUAACAGAGGUUUUGAGGGCCCCACUUUUAUCUUUGAUCUUUAUUUGACCCAAAAGCUAAAAGCAUAAAGGGACUUCAAUUGGAGAGAAUUGAAAUUUUUUUUUAAAUUCGACAUUGGUACCAAAAUUUGGGGUUUUAAGGGCUCUAAGAUCAUUUUUAAAGACCAUUUUCCGCGCCGUUUCACGCCGAUAAGACAUCGGCGCGUCAAAAUUCAAAUUAUCGGCGGCGGCGCGCUGGCGUGAAAUCGGCGGCGCACAUGUCUAUUAUUGAAACGAUGAAACGAUGGUGUGAAACUUGACACUUGACGAAACUGUGAAUGAACUCAAGAAACUAGAAAGAGAAAAGGAAAAUUGAACAACAUAAUCCUAAAAGUGAAGUCAAAGCCUCAAAACUCAAAAGUAGAAACUUCCGUUCAAACUUUUACUCUAAUAAAAUAAUAUCGAGUUCAAAUCUAAAACACGAAUCUUUAUUAAUUAAAUCUAACGUUGAAGAUUUAUCUACGUUUUAGAUUAUUUUAGAUUCACUUCAACGAAUUUAUUUUACCAGGUAGGGCAGAGGAGGGUAUCUUUCUCAUGCAGAUGCAAGAAGAUCAAGUCAUUUUAUAUUCUAUAGCUUUGAAGAAUUCUAAGAACAUUCAAGGACCUUCAUAGUUGGUCCUUGAGUAACUAAAAUGAAAUUCAAUCUGAAAUAUACCUACCAGACCUAAUACCUGAUACCCGAAAUGAAAAUUUAGAAAAGGAAAACUCAAAACUGACGCCAACACUCAAAAAUUGUACUCCCAGAAAAUAAUUUAAAAAAGUAAAAUUCUAAAGAAUAAAAAAAGUGUACCUAAAUUAUGUUGCCAAAUAGCUGAACUUGAACAUCAUGUUAGAAUAAAAAUUAUACUCAUUGAUAGCAACGAUGAAAAAAUGUUACAUAAAACGACGAAAACAACUACAUUUAGGCUAUACACAGUUACCCACACGACAUGAUGAUAUAAAACUUGUUGUUAUUUAUGUAGGUACGUACAUGUGUGCGUAUGUUCUGAUUCUGCAUGAUUGAAAAUAGUUCGAUUGUCGAGCUUCGAGCUGUAUUUUUUCCUCUUUUUUCUCAUCUUUUUUGAAAAUUCAACUCGAGUUUUGAUUUUUUUUUAAAAUUCAAUCUUUUUUUCAUGUUUUUUGAUCAUUUUUAUUUAAUUUAAGACCACUUUCUGCUGCUAAUAAUUGCUUAGAUCCGCCAAGUUAAGCUCUAGAUUGAAAUUGAUUAUAGGUACGUUGUUUGUAUUAUUAUUUUUCAAGAAUAAUGUAUGUAAUGUUAGUAAACUCGCGAGGUGAAAUCACAUGCAUCGUGAGAAAUUCCCCGCAAUGUCACCAAGACUGGUGAAGUCGCGAAGAAUCCCUCACACGUCAUCUCGCAUCGAAUGGAAUGAUUAGUUGAUAAUUUCAUAUUAAAUUAGAUAAAAGUUAUCGUGGUUUUCUUAUAGCUAUACUUUUCGGUAAAUAAAUCAAAGAUUAAUAUCUGAAAUCCGCGUUUGAAAAAAAUCA
Messenger RNA from Planococcus citri (citrus mealybug), 4273 nucleotides. It is a transcript of the gene net, whose product is annotated as net. The coding region runs from base 305 to 1477 and encodes 390 amino acids. The record is from RefSeq and is a predicted model, not a curated record. Gene Ontology annotation, molecular function: protein dimerization activity; E-box binding; DNA-binding transcription factor activity, RNA polymerase II-specific. The transcript is spliced from 3 exons. Gene Ontology annotation, biological process: sensory organ development; positive regulation of transcription by RNA polymerase II; axon development. Lineage: Eukaryota; Metazoa; Arthropoda; Insecta; Hemiptera; Pseudococcidae. Gene Ontology annotation, cellular component: nucleus.